UGUUGAUGGCCGAAGUUGCAAACCACUGCAUUCCCCGCAUCGCGGACCUCCACAACUACAGCACAGCGAACUCCUUCCAGCAGAAGCGCUACAACUGGGAAACCCUCGCAGAAAGGGUGUUUAAGAGAGUGGGACUCAAACUCGGCGCAAAAGAAAUAGACCAAGUUGUGGCAGCAAAGCCGGGGGCUGCAGAAAGCAUUAUUCUGAAGUUCAAACACCGGGCAGAAGCACUGAAGCAGCAGGCAGCGAAAGAGGCGGACUCCAACCCUAAACAGACUCGCUUGACUCGGUGCCCACCGCAAGGGUCCCCGAGACCCGUUAGUGAGCAGGAAUGGAUGGCUAUACUGGAACAGAAAGAUGCAACUAUUCAAGAGCUCGAGGAAACGAACUCAAUUUUGGCUGCGAAGGCAGAGAGCUUGCAGAAGCUGCUGCAGCUGCGGGAUGCGAAGAUAGAGCUGCUUACGAAGGCGCUGCAAGCGGCCGCUGCUCCUCCUCCCCAAUAA
Eimeria tenella is the source of this 503-nucleotide messenger RNA. RefSeq lists its product as uncharacterized. The transcript has 7 exons. Gene Ontology annotation, molecular function: microtubule binding. Gene Ontology annotation, biological process: regulation of cytoskeleton organization. The record is from RefSeq and is a predicted model, not a curated record. Gene Ontology annotation, cellular component: axoneme. Lineage: Eukaryota; Apicomplexa; Conoidasida; Eucoccidiorida; Eimeriidae. The annotation marks the transcript as partial.